UUGGAAUUUCCGGUGAUUUGGUUUUGCGGCGAAAAAUUUUGCUUGUGCUCUUCUUUUUCUUAAACAUGGUGAAAUGCUUUAGUACCCACUAAGUUAAGAAGCCACAAACAUAACCAUAUGUUGAUUGAUUAAGACAGUGAAUAUGGAUUCUGAGGCAACACAUUGUUAUUGUAAAGUAAAGGAAAUUGACGAAGAGACUCCAAAAUUAACAUGCAUGAAAUGUAGACGACAGUUCCAUAUAGAUUGUUUGAAGACAGGAAAGCCAUCCUUAUUGGUAGGUGAUGUAUUUUUUCACUUGGUUUGUACUGAAUGCAAUAACAACGGAGAAGAGGAAGUAGAAAGAUUGAAGAUGCAAUGGUCUCAAGUUGUACUUCUGGCCUUGUAUAACUUACAGUUAUCUGGAUGUGUUGGAAAGUAUGGCUACUUUAGGUGGAAGGAACAUAUAUGUGCCUAUAUAGACAAACACUGGACAGUCUUGUUUGGAGGACAAAGAAAGAAAACAUCAUUAUGGCAUGGAACAGUAGCUGGUACCCUGUCAUCUGGAUGUCCUCAAGUAUUUACCUCAGGAGCCAAGGAAUUAGGAGAAAAUGGUUGGUGGAGACUUACAGAGAUGAAACCACCAUAUACCAGCCAUGUUUCAAUACAAACUGCCAGACAGAAUAGAAAAAGAUUAUCUGUAUCUCCUGUUGAUAGUUUAAGUAAAGUGGAGGGACUCAGGAACAGACGAGGCAAAACUUCCAUUGAAGCUGCGAUGGAACUCAAAGCUAAAAGGGAAACUCUAACUGAAGCCAAAGACAUCAGGAGAGCAAAAAGUUUCACAUCACUAAAUACAUCCAGCUCAGAUAAACAGAUUUUUGAGUCGCUCUCUCAGCCAAGUCCUAGUCCUGUACAGGGUGGAAGUCAGGACAAUCUAGUAACAUUCAUGCAGUAUAUCAAACAGGAACCUGUUGAUCCAAGCUUUUCAUGGACUCAUAAUACUAACACUUCAUUGAGUCGGAGUACUCUGUCGUCAGUGGAUAGUUUUUCUCCUGUAAACUCAUCAUUUUGUUCUGUGAAAAGUGAAGUUGAUGAUGACAGUCAGUUCUCUCAUGCAAGCAGCUCUAAAACAGAUUCAUGGUUGACAGAAAAUGAACUUAAACCAGAGUUAAAUAUUCCUUCCUUGUUGAUGUCAGCUGAUAAUACAGAUGUGAAUGAUUCUGACAGUGAUUUAGAGAUUGACCCAGGAACCAUAACUCCUCCACCAGGGUCACCAAAACAGUGUGAUUCUCCAAUGUUACUUGACAUUCUGUCCACAGUCUGUGAUAAUGCUGUAGAUAAUGAGAUGUUAUUUCAGGGAACUGAAGGAAAAGUUGAAAUCCAGCAAGAAAUUCAAGAUAUUGAUAUGUGUGUUGUUCAUGAUUCUGAUAGUAUCCAAGGAAAAGGAUUACCAAUGGAAACCAAUCAGGAAGUGAAAUCAUUUAAAGAAGAAGAUAAUGAUUCUGUUGUGGAUUCAGAAAGUGAAAGUGAAAACAGUAGUGCUGAUGAAAAUGAAAGUACAAUACACAGUGAUAGAGGAAAAUCUACUGGCAAAACAAAAAUAGAAAGAGAAAAUAAGACAGAAAACAAGGAAAAUUUACAAGAAGAAAAAUGCACUUUGAUGAGUUUGUAUGAAGAAAGACAACUUUUGAAGAAAUUAAAUGAUGCUUCAAACACAUGUCAGCUGCCUCCUGAAAUAAACAGGCUGAGGAGAAAAUUAAUUAUACGACAGCUGAAGAGAGAAAGAGGUCAACCAAUAUUUGAUAUUGACAUGGAGAUGAACAAAAUGGCGAGGAAAUGUUGGGGCGACAGCUGGAUACAAGAGGAUGUUAACAGAUUGAAUCCACAUGGUUUACCUACAAACAGAUUUUUACCAGGUGAUAUCAGAAUUCUUGACAGAUUUCAAACUUUUGCCUACAGUUCUAAACUACUUACACAACACAAACCAUCUUUUCUGAAUCGAUUAGUUGGUACAGAGGAUGACCAGCUACAGAGUAUCAUUAGUCCAUACACAGCCAGAAUACUGAAGCCCUUUAUCAGAAGAGAUUAUGAAACCAAAGCAAAAAAAAUGUUAUUGUUAGAGGAGAUCAAAGCCUAUCCUCACAGAAAAGAUCCUUCUUGGAUACCUGGAAAGCUGCCACCAAUAGAUUAUUGUUAUGUACGUCCACAGCAUAUUCCAUCAGUAAACACACUGUGUCGUGAGUUUUUCUGGCCAGGAGUUGAUUUGUCAGAGUGUCUUCAGUAUCCAGAUUUUAGCAUUAUUGCUUUAUUCAGAAAGAUUGUGAUUGGAUUUGCUUUUAUGGUGCCAGAUGUAUCAUAUAAUGAAGCCUAUAUAUCCUUCAUCUUCACACAUCCUGAGUGGAGGGGGGCAGGGAUUGCCAAGUUUAUGUUGUAUCAUUUAAUCCAGACGUGUAUGGGUAAAGAUGUUCGACUUCAUGUUUCAGCAACAAACACUGCCAUGUUACUCUACCAAAAAUUUGGAUUUAAACCAGAAGAGUUCAUACUAGACUUUUAUGACAAAUAUUAUCCUGAAGACUCAAAAGAGUGUAGACAUUCAUUUCAUCUGCGACUGAGGCGGUAGCAUAUGUCUACUGUAAAUAACAAAUAUUAUCCUGAUGUCUCCAAAAAACUGUAUACAUUCAUUUCAUCUGCAACUGAGGCGGUAGCAUAUGCCUAUUGUGAAUAACAAAUAUUAUCCUGAUGUCUCCAAAAAAACUGUAGACAUUCAUUUCAUCUGCAACUGAGGUGGUAGCAUAUGUCUACUGUAAAUAACAAAUAUUAUCCUGAUGUCUCCAAAAAACUGUAGACAUUCAUUUCAUCUGCGACUGAGGCGGUAGCAUACGUCUACUGUAAAUAACAAAUAUUAUCCUGAUGUCUCCAAAAAACUGUAGACAUUCAUUUCAUCUGCGACUGAGGUGGUAGCAUAUGUCUACUGUAAAUAACAAAUAUUAUCCUGAUGUCUCCAAAAAACUGUAGACAUUCAUUUCAUCUGCGACUGAGGCGGUAGCAUAUGUCUACUGUAAAUAACAAAUAUUAUCCUGAUGUCUACAAAAAACUGUAGACAUUCAUUUCAUCUGCGACUGAGGCGGUAGCAUAUGUCUAUUGUGAAUAACAAAUAAUAUCCUGAAGACUCAAAAGAGUGUAGACAUACAUUUCGUCUGUGACUGAGUCAGUAGUAUCUGUCUUUUGUUAAAGAUGCAAGUAUAUAACACCAGUGAUGAUUUAUUACAGUUGUUUUAAGUGUUUUCACUUUAUAAUCAAUAUUUUAAGGAUUCUAAAGAGGGUAGCAGCAUUAAAAAUAACUUGGUCAUACACUGAAUCUAUUAUUGGUAUAUGUUCAGUAGUAUUAUAACCUAUGAUACAGAUUUCAGUUCACAAAAUGAAAGCCUGUGACAAACAAAGGGAUCAAGUGUUGUAUAUUUAUGAGAAAGGACAAGGUUAAAAAUAAUGAGCUUUAGCCUGAUAUGACAAUAUUUUCAAAUUUGAUAAACUGCUAAUAGUUUUCAAUGUACAAAUACCAGCUUUAAAAGGUAUAUGAUGUUUCAUCGGCAUUAUUGUCAAAAUUAUAUAGAAUAGUAUAUUUAUGAAAUCUUUAUUUUAAGUAUACUGACAAACAUUUCUUCUCCAUUUCAGAAGAAAAUAUCAAAUUAACAAUUAACGUUAUUGUUAUUAUUGAGAUAUGAUAAAAGAUACAUGAAA
Mytilus californianus (California mussel) is the source of this 3714-nucleotide messenger RNA. Its product is annotated as cysteine-rich protein 2-binding protein-like. NCBI's taxonomy places the organism in Eukaryota, Metazoa, Mollusca, Bivalvia, Mytilida, Mytilidae. Gene Ontology annotation, molecular function: acyltransferase activity, transferring groups other than amino-acyl groups. The transcript has 19 exons. The record is from RefSeq and is a predicted model, not a curated record. The coding region runs from base 143 to 2596 and encodes 817 amino acids.